GACUCCAGCGGGCCGUUUCCAUUCCCAUCCGAGAUAGGUUUCGCAAUUGCUGGCGACAGCAAUCGGUUGUGUCCCUUGGGGUGGGAGCAACGCAUACAAUAUGCGCUCUCUUACGAACUGGCUGAUUAUUGCGUGCGCUGCCCCACCACCUACAUUAGCACAGGAUGAUUCUCGUCCCAAGGAAAAUGUCGUCCUCGCAGAUUGUACUGGGUCGCAGAACUCAAGUCAAUUAUCAUCUGAGGUCUCAUACUUCAAUCACUCUCCAAAUGACCAGCCAAGUGACAUCGCACCCGUAACCGACGGGCAACAUCGCAAUUGGGCAAACACGACAACAUCGGCAUAUUUUACCGACACAGGGACGACAUUCAAAGCUGUACUGGGAGAGCGUGGCAACAUAGGCGACUACGCAGGAAUAGGAAACAACGGUUACGCGAACUUCUCUUGUUGGCAAAUGGAGUCAACGUACUUGUAUAGUCAUGACGGCAAAAACUGUUUUGCGGCAUACGAGUGCAAUCACCUGGCAUCCCCCAUCCCUAUCCCGUCAGCAUCACCUCCCGCAUCAUCAUCAUCAUCAACAGCAACAUCGACUCCGGUAGCUAGCUCAGGGCUAUCAGUAGGCGCUAUAGUUGGCCUUAGUAUCGGAGUAGCCGCUGGGGCAAUACUAAUUGCAGCUAUAGCUGCUUUCCUACUAUGGCGACACCGGCGUUUAAAGAAACAAAGUGAAGCCGCUGCUAGUCCCCAAGAUCCAAGGCUGGAGGCCGGUCAAUCCGGAACACCAAAAGGGCCACCACUAACGAAUACAAUAUGGCAGGGGCCAGGAGCGAGGGAGUUAGAAACACCACAAGUUUACCAUGAGCUACAUAAUAUUAAUCGCCCCGUCGAGAUUCAAAGUGUCCUUGUAAGAAGCGAGUUGGAUGGAUUUACUACAAGGGUAGAGCUUCAUUCUCAUGACUUACCUCCUAGAUAUGAAUUUGGGAAUCCGAUAUCCCCCGAAGCCUACGGAUGCAAUAAAGGGCCUAUUUAUCACGUUAAUGGCGUAGAAAGAUAGGAAAAGCGAAUUUCUAGGAUGGGUUUAAAAGGGGUUACUAUUCAAGGAAGUGAUUACUUCUAACGGGCACAUUAGUCUUCUAUGAGCACAGGAUUCUAGGCUAAGCUAAAAUGAUUUCGUAGGGGAAUUCACAGAUCGGCCUACAGUUUAGCGUGGAAUAUUGAGGGAGACUCAAGGGAGUAUACACUUCUAUCAGCGGUCUUCAUCGAAAUAUUUCACGGGUCCUAAACUGAUACAUCCAAUCCGCCUGGUCCUGUAACGGGUAACGGGAGCGGGGAUUUUGGUCAUGAACCGCCAGAAUGCCAACAUAUUCCCCAGUUACAUAGUCUGGGCCAUGAUUUGGGGGAAAGGGAUAUGAAAUGUACGUAGAAAUGAUCUCAUGAGAAUUGAAUCGAGAAAGCUCUCCAAGCAACUCCAAAAGCCCUCACUCAUGCCGUGUUACGCAAACCUUGGU
Daldinia decipiens is the source of this 1502-nucleotide messenger RNA. RefSeq lists its product as uncharacterized. The coding region runs from base 101 to 1048 and encodes 315 amino acids. The record is from RefSeq and is a predicted model, not a curated record. Lineage: Eukaryota; Fungi; Ascomycota; Sordariomycetes; Xylariales; Hypoxylaceae. The transcript is spliced from 3 exons.